UACUUCAGCAACACGAGAUUUGAUAAGUAAACACAAAGAUUUGAAAUGUAAACUACAGCUCUAUAGGUGUGGUUUAUAGGUUUCUUGUAACUAAUGGUGACAAGUCGUGAAAUAGCCUGCGGUUGGGCUCAGGAAGUCUCUGAGCAUCGAGAGAGAGAGAGAGAUGACUACAUUUCCUGAACUUCCCUGAACCCCACUUGUCUCCCCACAAAUAGAAAUUACAAAAAGAAGAAGCUGCCUUCAUUCCUUAGUCAGCAAGUUCCGUUAACUUCCCUGUUGUCACCGACAUUGGCAAACUCUUCCAAGACAAUUUCUGGCUUGUGGUUUUACAUGUGUGUCUGUGUCUGUGUCUGUGUCUGUGUGUGCAUUUUGCAUAAUUUCAGCUUGUUUCAGCUUUAUUUUUUUCUUAGAGCCAUUCCUAGAAAGUUUGAAUCAUCUUUUUAAGAACUUUCAAUAAUAUGUUUUAUAGCUGUGAUGUUAAUAUUCCCAUCUCCAUCCUAAUGUCCCGAGCAUACACAUGGAGUCUCUACACCUAAACAAAGCACCAAUAACGCACAUAGUGAUUAUGCCACGUGAGAUCUCGACUUCAUGAGUCCUGUUGCGUCACUGUGGUCAGUCCUGCUGAACGGAAGACUAUGAUGCUGAGGAAUAGAUACAGAAUAUGUGGACCUUCAUUUAUGCUUGAGGUUUUUUUAUUAUCUUGAAUCUUGAAAGAUAUUUGAUGUUCAAUGUCUCCGCAGAGACUUUCUUUCAUUUUGACUAAUGGGUGACAUACUAUCCAUCACAAUGUUGAUGUGACUGAUCUUUGAUCUAUCUUUGAACAACAUACCCUGUAUCGAGGAGUGGGAAGAUACCAAGAAUAAUUUGCUAUGAUCAUUACAACAGCUGGGGGGUUGUAGACAUUACAUUCAGAGGAGACUUAACACCCAAAGCAAAGAUUGACAAUGACAGACCAACAGCUUUUUGAAGUUUGUCAUAUGACCAAUGGCACAGAUGGUGGCUAUAUGUCCACUCAUAAUGCGACAUUUCCAUGCCUAAGCUAUGGUACCUCUGCCCUCAGCUCCUUGCAUAACCCUCCAGCAUCUCCACACUUUGCUCAGGACACCCUCAAAUCCCCCAUCACCCCUUGUAAUGACCUUUCACCCAUGGUAGAAAUGCCCAAACCCGGAGGGGCUUGGCUCAGUAAUCACUUGGGUAGAACCACUUCCAACCCAUGGAUGUCAUCUCCUCAGAGUGAUGGAAUAGAUGCCGGAAACCAAGUCAACCAGCAUCCCAGGAUGUACCCAUUUUCUUCCUUUUCACUUAUGAACUCGGAGAUGUCUUCCAAACCACAUGGGGGUGCCCUCCAGAGACUGGACCCAUUCACCCAGGCAUUCCCCAACCAAAACCUGGGUGUUCUGCGAAGCAACAGCCUCAGCACCGAUAACGGCAGCCCCAGUGCUAUGGACGACAGCCCCAUGUUGCUAUCGCCCCAAGCUGGGUCACCCAUUGACCAUGUGCUGUUCAGUCAGUCAACAAACCGCUUCAACCAACUGCUAAUGAACUCGGGGCAGCCCCAACACAAUCACCAGCCUGGGGACCAGAUCACCAGCCCACUUCUUGGACGACCGCAGACCCAAUAUGGCUACCAGCCACAGCAACAGGCAGGGCAUGUAACCGAUGGCCAGCAGGGGUACCACAGCCAGCAGCACUCUCAGCAGCCCAACCAGAGCCUCCCCAGACCGCGUUUCCUGUCUCUAGCCCAACACCAUCAGUCAGUCCACCCCCAGCACCAAGGAGCGUACCUUCAGACCAACGAGCGGGAGGCCCAGGACUCUCACCCUCCUCCGUCCCCUCAGGCGCUGUCUUUCUACUAUGGGCAGAACUGCAAGGGUCCAGACCAGCAGGUCUCCUUCACGAGCACCACACACCAGCCACCCGCACUCUUCCAAGACAGCCAGUCCUACCUGCAUUUACCCUCUCAUCACAACAGCUGCCAGCAACCACAGGCUCAGGUGCUGGCGGACUACCAGCAUGGUCUGAGCUCCAAGCAUCACCAGUUUGACAGACAGAACUCUGGGAGUUUGAGUUCUCCCACCAUACAGGGACUAUGCAGCAGCCCUCUUGACAGGGUUCCUUGUGUGGACUACAACUCAACCCACAACCAGAGGGACAGCCACUGUUGCCUACCUCCUCACCAUCCUAUGCCAAGCAGGAGGGAACUCCAGCAAUCCCAACCUUCAGCUGCCAUGCAGUGGCCUCCGAUGGCUGGAGGAACAGGUUUCCUACAAGACCCUGUCUCUCCACAUUGCAUGCCUCGUGUAGAGACGGCCCAGCGGAAAGUGACUGGUACCAAACUGAGGUGCACUGUGUGUCAGCGAGAGUUCAAGAGCCUGCCAGCACUAAACGGCCACAUGCGCUCCCAUGGUGGCUUCAAAACACAGCCCCCAACCACCAGAAUGAAAGAGGAGGCUCAGGAGCUCCAUCCUGAGGUCAAAUCUCCUGUUCCAAUGGUCAUGCCGGUGUCUGUGCCUGUCAAGGCCUCACCAGGGCCAAUCAAGUUCUCUCCCAUUCCUCAGUUCUCUGAGAUGGGCAGAGACCCAGAGGAUCUGACCGGGCUGUACCCACACGCUGUGUGUAGCCAGAGGCCCAUGUCCCCAGCUACCUCCACCCAUCUCCCCCCACUUCAAAUCCCUGCCCCUGAGCCACAUAGAGACUCCUGUGAGGAAGAGGAGUCCCUGGACAUAAAGCCCGAGAGGAAGAAGCUCCAACACCGCCUGCUGCCUCUCUUCAUCCCCUCCCCGAGUCCCUUCCCCGUGGCCAGAGGAGCUGUCCUGUUCCGGAGCCAGCUCCGCUCCCCGGGACCCGAGGGGGGCGUUCCCUACACGCCGCCGCCGAUGCUCAGCCCCAUCCGCCCGGGCUCCGGCCUGUUCAGCAGCGUGUGUGGGGUAGACGUCCCGAGCUCAGGGACGCCGGUUCCCACCCGAGUGCACCUCUGCAAGACCGGUGAUCGUCCUCCGCUCAACGAUGAGAGCAUUCAUUGUGAAACUCCAGGCCAAAGAACACCCCUCCGCAUUGAGCCACGUAUCAACAUUGGAAAUCGUUUUCAAGCAGACAUUCCAUGUUUACUCAACAAGUCAGAAGUGACCAAAGACCCACACAAGGCCACCCUGGUGUGGUCCUCUUGGAAUGAUCUGGGCAUUCCCUGUGAGCAACAGAAAGUGGAUGACUUGCUACGGCUGGCCUGCUGCAGCGCUCUCCCCGCGGGAGGAACCAACACAGAACUGGCCCUUCACUGUCUGUUCCAGUGCAGAGGAGACGUCAUGGCAACCGUGGAGAAGCUCCUGAUGUUGGAUCCGACAAAAGCCGCGUUUCAGCCAAUUGCCGGCUAUCAUUAUGCAGGUUCCGAUAAGUGGACAGUGCAAGAGAGGAGACAGCUCAACAAGGCGCUGGACAAACACCAUAAAGACUUCUUUCUGGUCCAAAAAAUGGUACGGACGAAGACCGUAGCUCAGUGCGUGGAGUUCUACUACACGUGGAAGCGGAGAUCUCGUGGAGGCAGACGUCUUAACGUUGGCCUCACUGCCCCGGCGGCAGACAGUGAGGUGAAUUGGGAGGAUUGCAGGCUGGCCUUGCUGAAGCGUAGUGGCCUGGACAAGAAAAACUCCACUGACUUUGCAGACUGCUCAGACUGCCUGGCUACGUCUCUGGGCUAUGAAGGGCUCAGCAAUAUUUCUGUUCUGGAUGGGUACAGUGAGACACUGAGUGCAGCAGGAAGACGCUCCAGGCCCCCAGCCGAGAGGGGCCUUCCCCAGUCCGGUCAGCACCUGGCUCCAGCCUCAAUGAAGAGUUCACCAGCUCACAGCACCACCAGCGGAGACACCGACACUACGCUCGCCUUCCCCUGCAGAGAGUGUGGGAAGGUCUUCCUCAAGGUCAAAAGUCGUAAUGCUCACAUGAAGACUCAUCGCCAGCAGGAGGUGCCACUGUGCUGGCCGAUCCCGAUGCAGAGACCCCUAGAGGACAGCCUCGAUAUGACACCCGCAAGCCCAUACAAAGCUCCCCCUCAACUGCUCAUGUUAUCUGGCAGUCACAUUAAUGGAUCUCAAGGUCCCCAGAUUAAGGAUGUGAACUUGCACAGGGAUGAGGUUCAACAUCUGAACACACAUGGGAUACAAGCCAAUUCACUGGGGUGAAAAAUAUAUGAGGGAGAACAAAAGUGAAAUGGAGCUUUAAUAUAACCUGAAGCUUGGAAAGUAGAGUGAUUUUGACAUGUAGCCUAAUGGCAGAGGAUUUUUUACGUUUCUGUUGCGCACCAGAUGCUUGUGCAUGCACACCGGAACCUUCUCAUGCUCACUAGAAACUCAAAGCCCUUAAGAGGACACGGGCGAACAAAGUUGCCAGUUUCUGGUGCACACCAGAUAGUUUCCCAUGCUCACCAGAAACUUUUGUGUGCACACCAGAAAUGUUAUUGUGCUUACCAGAAACUAUCUGGUGCGCACCAGAAAUUUGACACUUCAAGGGCUCUGUUGGAUCCUUCCCUAAAAUGAUAAAAUAACAAUUGGCUUAACAGUGGUAACAUUUCUGGUGGACAUUUUCUUUUUUUGUACAGACUCAAACUGUAGCUACUGCAGUGUAAAUGCGUUGACAUUGAAUUCUUCUGUAAAUGAGAUUGUUAAUGAUAAUUAUUUGCACUUUGAGAAAUUGAGGGAUUAAGAAUAGGUUUAACAGUGAUAGGAAAGACGGCUCUGUUGCAUUUAAAUUCAGAAAGUAAUGGAAUAACAAUUAGUUCUACAGUGGUAACAUAUUUAUGGUGGACAUUUUCUCUUUUUUUUGUACAGACUCAAACUGUUACUGAAGUGUAAAUGUUUUGAGUGCUUUGGAAAAGAUGGCUCUGUUGCAUUUAUCAAGUCUCCUGCGAAUGAGAUUGAAAAUGACAGAUAUUUGCACUUUCACAAAUCCAGAUGUCAGUGGGAUAACAUGCUUGUGCUUGCCUAUGUGCUUGUUAUUGCUAGGAGGCUACUUGUGCAUGAAUAUACUGUGUAAAAUGUCUGAUAACACUGAAGAGUGCUCGAUCAAACUUUUGAUUGCCUCCUUAAACUGUGCUGUUAGUGGCUUUUUAAAAAUGUUCGUUCAACUUAAUCUUCCCCCUGAUUUGUACUAAAUGAGAGCUCAUCACAAGUUCCCAAUGGUAUGCAAUGAUAUGAGUAUGAGAAUCUGUAAGUGUUUGCGGAAAAAGUUCAGUCCUUGAUGUUCUCCAUCCCACUCCUACAAAUUCAACAAAAUUCUCCUCACUAUCGUCUAGCUAGCUGAUCAGAGUGUGUUCUCAAACAUUGUUGUUUAUGAACAGUAAUGGUUUAGACUGGGAAUUGGCCACCUAGCCAACUAUUACUACCAUUGAACACAUUAGGUGCCUCUCAUUCAGCGUUUAUACGUCCUCCCUCGCUCCUCGGGCCUCGAUCCUCACUGAUCUACAUAAAGAAUGACGGGGCGGCAACAAUGGGAUAGUCUAUCCCUUCUUCUAUCUUUCUUUAUGUAGAUCAGUGAGGAUCGAGGAGCGAGGGAGGACGUAUAAACGUUGAGUGAGAGGCACCCCUUGUAUGUGCUCAAAUAUCAGCAACUUUUUGCCAGGAUCAAGGACUGCUCCUUUAUUGUGAUAAAAUGUAGUAAUUCGAAAUAAAAGCACUUUUUAACAAAACCACUAGAUGGUGAUGGAGCAGGAGUAGGCCUAGCCUUAUUUCUGACCAACAAAGUGAAGGCAUGGAGAUAUUGAGGUUGUGGGUCUGACUUUUCUUCUUUCUUUCUUUGGAGACACACAAUAUGUAAGGAAUAGCUAAUUAUUCCUCCUCAGGUUACUUUUUCCUACAGUAGUUGAAUGCAGUCGUGUUGAUGUUAUAAAUGAUUUACCAAAUAAAGUUUAAAUUGCUUAUUUUCUAA
Messenger RNA from Sardina pilchardus (European sardine), 5916 nucleotides. Its product is annotated as transcriptional-regulating factor 1. Bases 945 to 4175 code for a protein of 1076 amino acids. NCBI's taxonomy places the organism in Eukaryota, Metazoa, Chordata, Actinopteri, Clupeiformes, Clupeidae. Gene Ontology annotation, biological process: negative regulation of DNA-templated transcription; regulation of transcription by RNA polymerase II. The transcript is spliced from 16 exons. Gene Ontology annotation, cellular component: transcription regulator complex; histone deacetylase complex. Gene Ontology annotation, molecular function: transcription corepressor activity. The record is from RefSeq and is a predicted model, not a curated record.